AUGGCAGAAUCCAGUGAAGAAGAGGAGCGCACUGAACGGCAGCGGUUCCAUUGUGCUAAGAUAGAAAAUGUCCCUCAGGAAAUUCAAGAGGCCAUACACUACUAUUGCUGUAAGAUGGAAGAGCUUUCCCAGGAGCCAAGAGGGCCCUCAGGCGUACGUUGCUACACUCUGGAUGAGGACUCUGAAGAGGAAGAAGGUAGUUCAGACAUGCCUGGACCAUCCACGACCAGAGACGAAGAAGGUCCCAGCCUGAAAGAGAGGAAGAGGACUGCUUGUGAAGCUAAAGGUGGUGCAACCGAUGAGUUGCAAAAAGUGGCCAAGAAGAUAAGAACAUUCAUUCAGCAGAAUUCAGAAAGACGUAAAGCGGGCAAGAAGUCAGAUGUGAUAAUUUUGCAUCGGAGGAUUAGUAAAAACAGGGAUGAAGAUAAACCGCAUGAGGAGGAAGAGAGCCAGGAGGAUUCCACCACCUCUAGUGGCAGCAUCACUUCAAGUGAUACUGAGAACCCUGUAGAAGACCAAGACCUAUCUCAUCUCUAG
Molecule: messenger RNA, 537 nt
Organism: Piliocolobus tephrosceles (Ugandan red Colobus)
Lineage: Eukaryota; Metazoa; Chordata; Mammalia; Primates; Cercopithecidae
Exons: 2
Coding region: 1-537 (178 amino acids)
Source: RefSeq, a predicted model, not a curated record